Molecule: messenger RNA, 3407 nt
Organism: Myxocyprinus asiaticus (Chinese sucker)
Lineage: Eukaryota; Metazoa; Chordata; Actinopteri; Cypriniformes; Catostomidae
Gene: leng9
Product: leukocyte receptor cluster (LRC) member 9
Exons: 5
Coding region: 1775-3154 (459 amino acids)
Molecular function (GO): metal ion binding
Source: RefSeq, a predicted model, not a curated record
AUGUUAUAUUAUAUUAUAUUAUAUUAGCAUUAUAACUGCCAUUUGCCACUCCAUUCAUCUGUGUAGAUAUUGGCCAUAAAAACCUGUCAACCAGUAGAAUGUACAGUUGAAGUCAGAAGUUUACAUACACUUAGGUUGUAGUCAUUCAAACUCAUUUUUUAACUACUCCACAAAUUUCAUAUUAGCAAACUAUAGUUUUGGCAAGUUGUUUAGGACAUCUACUUUAUGCAUGACACGAGUACGAUUUUUUUUUUACAUUUACUUGACUAUAUCACAAUUCCAGUGAGUCAGAACUUUACAUACACUAAGUUAUCUGUGCCUUUAAGCAGCUUGGAAAAUUCCAAGCCUCUAAUAGGCUAAUUGGAGUCAAUUAGAGAUGUACCUGUGGAUGUAUUUUAAGGCCUACCUUCAAACUCAGUGCCUCUUUGCUUGACAUCAUGGGAAAAUCAAAAGAAAUCAGCCAAGACCUCAGAAAUAAAAUUGUGGACCUCCACAAGUCUGGUUCAUCCUUGAGAGCAAUUUCCAAAUGCCUUGAGUUACCACGUUCAUCUGUACAAACAAUAGUACGCAAGUAUAAACACCAUGGGACCACACAGCCAUCAUACUACUCUGGGAGGAGAUGCAUUCUGUCUCCUAGAGGUGAACGUAGUUUAGUGUGAAAAGUGCAAAUCAAUCCCAGAACAACAGCGAAGGACCUUGUGAAGAUGCUGGAGGAAACAGGUAGACAAGUAUCUAUAUCCACAGUAAACGAGUCCUAUAUUGACAUAACCUGAAAGACUGCUUAGCAAGGAAGAAAUCACUGCUCCAAAACCAUCAUAAAAAGCCAGACUACAGUUUGCAAGUGCACAUGGGGACAAAGAUCUUACUUUUUGGAGAAAUGUCCUCUGGUCUGAUGAAACAAAAAUUGAACUUUUUGGCCAUAAUGACCAUCAUUAUGUUUGGAGGGAAAAGGGUGAGGCUUGCAAACCGAAGAACACCAUCCCAGCCGUGAAGCAUGGGGGUGGCAGCAACAUGUUGUGAGGGUGCUUUGCUGCAGGAGGGACUGGUGCACUUCACAAAAUAGAUGGCAUCAUGAGGAAGGAGAAUUAUGUGGAUAUAUUGAAGCAACAUCUCAAGACAUCAGCCAUGAAGUUAAAGCUCGUUGCAAAUGGGUCUUCCAAAUUGACAAUGACCCCAAGCAUACCUCCAAAGUUGUGACAAAAUGGCUUAAGGACAACAAAGUCAAGGUAUUGGAGUGGCCAUCACAAAGCCCUGACCUCAAUCUGAUAGACAAUUUGUGGGCAGAACUGAAAAAGCAUGUGCGAGCAAGGAGGCCUACAAACCUGACUCAGUUACACCAGUUCUGUCUGGAGGAAUGGGCCAAAAUUCCAGCAACUCAUUCUGGAAUUAAGUGAAUGUUUUCUAAGAUUAAAUGUCAGGAACUGUGAAAAACUGAGUUUAAAUGUAUUUGGCUAAGAUGUAUUUAAACUUCUGAUUUCAACUGUAUGUAUAUGUGUGAUGUUAUGAUUUUACUGUAUUUUUCCUCCCUUUUCCUUUCAAUACAGAUGAGACAAAACAAGAAAUGAGCAGACACAACAUUUGUCAGCACUUCCUCUUGGGCAGAUGUCAUUUUGGAGACAGAUGUCGACUGUCUCACAGGUCUGUCAGUCACUCUGAAUGAUGGCAGAGAGUACAUGAAACAAUUGUGCUUGAUGUCCCUCAAAGCACACAAACAGAGGAAAAUGACAGACUGGUCACAGAAAAGCAGAGCAAGCACCGAAAAAACAGAAAAAAGAUGAAUAAGGAAAAGAAAGAGCAGCAGCAUGCAAAGAUUGAGCGGGAAGGGAUGAAGAAGAAGCCACGCAUGCGUACUGCCGAUGAUGUCAUAUCCAGAAUUCUAUGGGACUCCUCAGUCGACCCAGCUGAUUUUAUGGUCGGUCACUUGGACCGGUUCCUCGGGGUGCUGGAACGCCCAUUCUCUGAAUUUUCAUGGGAUGCUCAGGUUUGUGACUGUGACUUUUCUGAGGAGCUUGCUCUCCCUCGUCACAGGAUCCAGUACUUCAGCUAUAAAGGUCAGCGUGUGUGGGACAAAGACAGUCGUACUGACAGGGUGUUUGGUUCCACGGGGCAGACUAUUGUGCCUCCUUUUGGGGAUGAGGAUCAACGACAAGAAAAUUUAACACCUGACGCUGGACAACAGGAAGAGACUACCAACAUGGAAGAUGUUUCAAAUGACCUAGAGCAAGCAACUUCAGAAUUUUCUAAAGAACAGGAUGAUGUUGUAACUAUACUUACAACAAACAAACAUGAGCUGGGAAAUGCAGUAGAACACUCAUUAGCUGAAAAUACUGAUAAUGAAUCCUGUGUUAACACUAUACUUUUGCAAGAUGAACUUCCAGUUGAAGACAAAAAGAUGCAGUCUACUGAAGAUCUUGGUUUAACUCAGUUGGCAGAGGAAUUAUUGAUUACUCAGAAAGGAGAAGAACGCACUGAGAUAAAGGAAGAAUGGAAAGACAGCUGGGAUGGAAAGGGCGAUAAAGAAACAGAGUCUAUAUCCAUACCGCAAGAACCACGGUCGAGCCGCCCACCACGCAGACCCACCCACUUCAUUUGCUUCCGCGUGGAUUCUCCCGCAGCUCUUCAGGCCUUCCAGCGCAUUCAGAGGAAGGUGUUGUCGCAUAUCCCUCAGUCAGAGCCACUCUGGGUCAACACGGCAACCUUACACGUCACUCUCUCCUUGCUUGUGCUCAAGGGCCCUGAAGAAGUCAGUGCUGCUGCUGAACUCCUGCGCAACACAAUCAGAAACUCCCACAAACCCCCUAUAUCUGUGUACUUCACCACAAAACUAAAGCACUUUAAUGGGACUGUUCUCCACGUGACACCUCAGCCCCUCUCAGAUAUCCAGAGCCUGAAUACCCCUCUGCAGGAGGCCUUCAGUGAGAAAGGCUGGCUUCAUCGCCAUUCACGAUGCCCAUCGUACCAUCUCACCCUGGCCAAAGCAGAGGAGCGCUUUACAGAGAAGAUGUUUGAAGGGAUAGGGUCAGUGAAACUGGCCAAAGAUGUAAACUUUGGCAAGCUAGAAGUAAAUAAACUAUAUCUUUGUGUGAACGGUCAACCCAAAACAGAAAGUGGUUUCUACAAGGUUGUAUGUGAUGUGCAAUUACCCAAUGUUUAAAGUGCUGGGUUUUAUAUCAUCUGAACUCAGGGAUAAUUAAUAUAAUCACGUUAAAUACAGGAUAUAUUUAAAAUGAUGAUAUCAUGAUAAUUUUAAUAAUAAUGAUUGUUCUUAAGACCAAUGAUCUUAUUCUUGUCCUCCUAAUAUUACUCAUUUAUAACCCAUGUUUAGAUAUUGUAUAGGUUUCCCAAUUAAUGGCUGCCAAAUUGUAUUGUUUUAAGAAAAUUAGACUAUUAAAAUUCUUUUAAAAAUG